This is a messenger RNA of Saccharomycodes ludwigii, 2142 nucleotides long. RefSeq names its product ATP-dependent RNA helicase (gene MSS116). The transcript has a single exon. The record is from RefSeq and is a predicted model, not a curated record. Gene Ontology annotation, cellular component: mitochondrion. Lineage: Eukaryota; Fungi; Ascomycota; Saccharomycetes; Saccharomycodales; Saccharomycodaceae. Gene Ontology annotation, molecular function: nucleic acid binding; ATP binding. Bases 1 to 2142 code for a protein of 713 amino acids.
AUGUUUAAAAAAGCUUUAUAUAUCUCUGCAAGUCAAUUUGCCGUUAGAAAUGUUUUGAAAACUACUACCACAGGUGUCAAUUCACUCACACCAGUGUUUUCAUCAUUAUCAACUGUCAAAAGGCUAGCUAGCACAAAUAGUAAUAUUAGUUCUAGCGAUGCUAUUGAAAAAGAAACAUUUGUUUCCACAGAUAACGUUGUUGCUGAUUCCAAAGACGCCUUUACCACUACUUCCACCAACGAAAAAAAAAAUGACAUAGAAAAAAAAGAUACCCCUGAAUUAUUAGAAAAGUUAGAUGAAAAUGUUCAUAUUGAUUCUUUAAAAGACGCCAAUCUUUUGGAUGCUUCCAUUCAUAAAGCUUUAGAUAGACAAGGUUUCCGCACCUUAACACCUGUACAAAGUAAAGCUAUUAUUCCCAUUCUUUCCCAAGUGGACUCUGAUAUUAUUACAAGAGCAAAGACUGGUACUGGUAAAACUUUAGCUUUUUUAAUUCCAAUUUUUCAACACUUGGUCAAAACAAGGAGGGAAUCUCAAUAUAUGGUUAGAGCCAUUAUUGUUGCUCCAACAAGAGAUUUGGCUAUUCAAAUUGAAAAUGAAAUCGAGAAGGUCUUUUAUAAAAAUAAUUAUGGAUUACAAAAAUUUGAAACUCAACUUUUAAUUGGUGGAACCAAUUUAAGAGAGAGCAUCAAGAGAAUGGAAAAAAAGAGACCUAACAUUGUAGUUGCUACUCCAGGAAGAUUAAAAGAUGUUUUAAGUGAUGAAAGAGUUGCCAAGAGGUUUUUCAAAUUUGUUGAUUUCAAAGUUUUUGACGAAGCUGAUACUUUAUUAGAAGUUGGUUUCCGUGAAGAGAUGGAAGAAAUUAGCGAUAUGCUAAAUGAAAUUAACGAAAAUGGACUAAACCAUAUCAGAACUUUACUAUUUUCUGCAACGUUUAAUGAUAAAGUUGAAGCUUUAUCCAAUAAAUUGAUGAGAAAGGAAAACAAUACGUUUAUUGAUACAGUUGAUGAAAAUGAACCUGAAGUUCAAGAAAAAGUUGACCAACACGUAACGAUCACUUCUAAUUUGGCUCUUAACAUUUUAAGUUCUUUAGAAUACAUUAAAAAAAAUAUGGAUACUCAAAACUCCAAAAUCAUUGUUUUUUGUCCAAGUACAAAGUUCACUUCCUUAUACGGCACCCUGCUAACGAAAGUUUCUGAAGGAAAAUUUCCAGUUUAUACAUUGCAUGGUAAAUUGCAACAAAAUACCAGGACAAAUAUCGUUGCUCGUUUUAAGAAACAGGAUACCAAUAACAGUAGAGGUAAUAGAAACAGAAAUAGCAAUAACACGAGUGGUGGUGUUUUAGUUUGUACUGAUGUUGGUGCUCGUGGUAUGGAUUACCCAAAUAUCAAUCAGGUUGUUCAAGUUGGUGUUCCAACUAAAUUGGCUAAUUAUAUCCAUAGAAUCGGUAGAACUGCCAGAGCAGGUAAAACCGGGAAAUCUAUGUUAUUUUUAACUAAAGCGGAAACUAAUUUCUUGGAUGCUUUGUCUGAAAUCAAACAAGUUACAAUUGAGAAUCAACAAAAAGUUUCAAGCUUUGAAGAUGAACAAAUUAAAGAUGUUGUUUGUAAAGUUUUGGCAAAGGAUAUUGAUUUAACUGAUGAAGCCUUUACAACCAUUCUAGGUUUUUACAAGGGUGUGACUAAGGAAUAUAGAUUAAAUUUUGAACAUUUAUGUAAAGAUGUUGGUUUGAGUUACACCGAACUGCUUAGAGAAAGAGACAUUGAUGGAGAUAAAGAAGAAGGUGAAGAAAAUGAAGAUAAGAAGUUAUACAUCCCACAAUCUUUUGUCAAAAAUGUUAUUCAAGUUCCAAACAGAAGAUUAGUACAGUGGUUCAAUUUAGGUAAAUUUGUUAAGAUAGAAGAUAAUGGUUUUGAAAAUAAGAAUAAUAGGUUUAACAACUCUAGAGGUUCAUUUAAUAAUAAGUUUAAUAACCGUUAUAAUCAAAGAGGCUCAACUAGAUAUAACAACAGUGAACGUGGCAGUAAUAAUAGAAAUUCCGAUAAUAACUAUGGCAGUAGCAAUAGAAAUUCCGAUAAUAACUAUGGCAGUAAGUAUAGAAGAAAGGGAAGCGGUAAGAAUCCAUCCUUUCAUGAUGAUUAUUAA